UUUGAUUAUAAGUACGUAUAUUAUAAUUUAGGCCAUGGAGUCUGGAGUGAUAACGGGGAUCGCCGAUUCAUUCUGUCUAUCUUGUCACACAUACCUCAAAUUAAAGGAUGUUGAAAAGCAUAUCACUGAUUCUGCUCAUCAAAAGACUUUUGCAUCUACAAGCUAUGUGGGAAAAUAUCAAGAAGAUCGCAUCAGAAAGGUAAAAGUGGGAUAUUUUUGUGAAAUUUGCAACCUGAUAUUACAAACUAAACCAAAAAUUAGAAUUCAUAUUAAUGAAGUUGCUCAUGUUGACAAUAAAAGUAUCCAACAAUUAAAAGACACUGACGAAGGAGUCGUAGCAUUUGAUGACAUAUUAAUCGAGCAGAAUGCCUGGCAGGGCUUAGCUGAUGGAUCCUGUUUAAUAUGUAAUGUAGAUUAUUCAUAUGAAGAAGACCAUAGGAAAGACACUUCUCAUAUAUUAAAACUUAUUCAGAGUAAAUUUGAAUUGAACAAAAACAAAUUUGUUUAUCGGAAGGUUGAUGAGAACACAUUCAACUGCUUGACUUGCAAUUCAUUAAUUACUGCAGAAUCUAAAGAAGGACAUUUUAAUGAAACUGAACACAAAAAUAAUUACUUGAAAUGUCAAAAUGUUAAAAAGCAUGUUAUUAGUUCCGAUUGUCCCAUUCAUGAUAAAAAUAAUAAUGAAGCAAAAAAACCUACCAGUAAAACUAAUUCAGAAAAUGUAAUUGAUACUGAAGGCCAUAUGGACAAGUCUCAGAAUGAAAUUGUUGCAUAUGUUAAUGAUUCAGAACAUUCUAAAACAUCUGAUACAGAAAAUGAAUUAUUAACACCAUCUGAAGCUUUAAGUAAAGCAUUAGAAUUUGCUAAACAAAACAAAUUGAAAUAUAAACGUAAUGGCACAUAUUGCAAAUUGUGUAAUAUCAAAUUUACUUCAACAUUGAAGAUGAUGAAGGAACAUGUGGCAGAAUCAUCUCAUAAAGAAAAGUCUACAAUAAAAAAAAAAAUCACAAUAAAUAAAGUACCAACAUAUAACUUCGUAGAUGAUUCAUGUACAAUAAAGGGAAUUUUUCACUGGGAUUUUAUAAUUAAUGAUGUAAUUUGUAUAAGCCUUUUUAGUUUUCAUUUGAUAACUACACAUUUAAGUAAAUGGAGAUGUCAGGCAUGUAAUAUUACACUUGAUUCUAACACAAUUGAAAAACACCAGUACAAUAUAAGGCAUAUAAAAAAAAUGGAGCCAAUACCUGUCAUUAUAGAUUUCAAAACAGAAUUUGUGCGAGAGAUAACACCAACAGUUUAUCAUUGCGGAUACUGCAAUUUCAUUGAAAAUAGUUUGGAAGGAUUAAAAAAUCAUUUGCAAUCAAUCAAUCACCAAGAAAAAAAAGUAGCUGCCCAAAUACGUCUACAAAAAUAUUUGCCCGAAAUAAGGGCCGAUAGAAAUCGAACAUUAUUAUUUGAAUUAUUUUCUUCUCAAUUCCUAUGAGAGUCAUAAAUCUCU
Molecule: messenger RNA, 1495 nt
Organism: Vanessa tameamea
Lineage: Eukaryota; Metazoa; Arthropoda; Insecta; Lepidoptera; Nymphalidae
Exons: 4
Coding region: 35-1480 (481 amino acids)
Source: RefSeq, a predicted model, not a curated record